AGCAGCGCGCGGGGGGCGAGUGUGAGUGUGAGUGUGCAUGGACGUGUGCAAGCAGGGGAGGCAUGUACAGGGUAUGAGAAUGCGGGUCUGCACGUAUGGGAACAUGCAUGGUGUGUGUGAACACAAGUGUGAGUCUACAAAGGGAGGCGUGUGUCAGCAUGUGCACACGAAUUUACAUUUAUGUGAGCAUGCACGCUGCUGGGGGCAUGGGUAUGCACACGUGACCAAGUGUGUGGGAUUGUGGCUGACCAGGACUGUGCACACGUGUGUGCAUAUUAGGGGCAUAUUAGAUGUGCUUUUGAAUGCAUACAGCUGUUCAUAUUGUGAAUAAGUGUAUGAGUACACACCAGCUUGUGCUUGUAUGCUGAUGGUCACAUGGUUGCACACAUAGGUGUACCUAUGUGAGCAUGCAGAGGCAGGUGUGCAUUGCAACAUGAGUAUGCUUUUACAGAGACAAUCACACAGGUGUAUCACAUCAGAAUACACACGUGUUAAUGUGUAUGCUGUGUACAGGGACAUUUGUGUGCAAGCAUGAACUCUGCACACAUAUGUGGGCUUUGCACGUACCACGACUGAGGCUGUGAGCACAUACCAGAGGAUGCAUGCUCCUUUUGCACAUCCCUUCUCCUUUUGCACACCCGCGCUCCCUUUGCAUGUCCAUGCUCCUGUCGCACACCCGUGUGCUGCGUGCGAGGCUCGGGGUGCAGCAGGCACAGGCGGGGUCCGCGGUACCCGGAUCUGGGCAGGGGGCGGGCAGGAGGCCGGGCUCUGCUGCCUGUAGCCAUGAGCAGCGGCCCCGGCCUUGGGGUCUCGCCGCCUGCCCCCGGUGUCCCGCUGGGUCCCCAAGUCCCUGUAUCCCUGUGUUCCCACAUCCCCAUGUCCCCAGCCAUGCAGCAAGUCCUCGACAACCUCCUGGGCCUCCCCAGCGCCCCAGGUGCUGCUGACCUUGACCUCAUCUUCCUCCGUGGCAUCAUGGAGAGCCCAAUAGUAAGGUCCUUGGCAAAGGUACAGUGGCGCAAGGCACCGGUGGCACUGUGUCCCUCCUGUGACCCUGAAGCAUGGGCCCACGAGCGACUGGAGGAGACGAAGCUGGAGGCGGUACGAGAUAACAACGUGGAGCUGGUGCAGGAGAUCCUGCAUGACAUUGGGCACCUGGUGCAGCAGGACAGUGCAGCAGCUGAGCUGGCCCGCAUCCUCCGUGAGCCCCACUUCCAGUCCCUGCUGGAGACCCAUGACUCAGUGGCCUCAAAGAGCUAUGAGACACCUCCGCCCAGCCCUGUCCUGGAUCCAACCUUCAACAACCAGCCCGUGCCCCCUGAUGCCGUGCGUAUGGUGGGCAUUCGCAAGACGGCCGGUGAGAACCUGGGAGUGACAUUCCGGGUGGAGCGGGGGGAGCUGGUGAUCGCCCGCAUCCUGCAUGGGGGCAUGGUGGCCCAGCAGGGACUUCUGCACGUGGGAGACGUCAUCCGGGAGGUGAAUGGGCAGGAGGUGGGCAGCAACCCACGGGUGCUGCAGGACAGCCUGCGCCACGCCAGUGGUAGUGUUGUCCUCAAGAUCCUGCCCAGCUACCAGGAGCCACACCCGCCCCGGCAGGUCUUUGUGAAGUGCCACUUUGACUACGACCCAGCCUCCGACAGCCUCAUUCCCUGCAAGGAGGCUGGACUCCGCUUUGCCACCGGAGACCUGCUGCAGAUCGUCAACCAGGACGACCCCAACUGGUGGCAGGCAUGCCAUGUGGAGGGGGGCAGUGCAGGGCUUAUCCCCAGCCAGCUGCUGGAGGAGAAGCGAAAAGCCUUCGUGAAGAGAGACUUGGAGGUGGCUCCCACAUCUGGGGCCCUGUGCAGCAGCCUCAGUGGGAAGAGGAAGAAGAGGAUGAUGUACCUGACCACAAAAAAUGCCGAGUUUGACCGUCAUGAGCUGCUGAUCUAUGAGGAGGUGGCCCGCAUGCCACCUUUCCGGAGGAAAACCCUGGUGCUUAUUGGUGCCCAGGGCGUGGGGCGACGCAGCCUCAAGAACAAGCUUAUCAUGUCCGACCAGGCACGCUACGGCACCACCAUCCCCUACACGUCACGGAAGCCCAAGGACAGCGAGAAAGAUGGGCACGGGUACCACUUCGUAUCACGGAGCGAGAUGGAGGCAGAUAUCAAGGCAGGUCACUAUCUGGAGCACGGCGAGUACGAGGGCAACCUCUACGGCACCAAGAUUGACUCCAUUCGUGCUGUGGUGAAUGCUGGCAAGAUGUGCAUCCUGGACGUCAACCCACAGGCAGUGAAGGUGCUUAGGACAGCAGAAUUCGUGCCCUAUGUGGUGUUCAUCGAGGCCCCCAGUACUGAAACCCUGCGGGCAAUGAACCGUGCAGCACUGGAGAGUGGCGUGGCUAUCAAGCAGCUCACGGAGGCUGAUGCCCGGCGGACAGUAGAGGAGAGCAGUCGCAUACAGCAGGGCUACAGCCAUUACUUCGACCUGAGUCUGACCAACGACAACCUGGAGCACACCUUUGGACAGCUACGUGAGGCCAUGGAGCAUCUGCGAGCUGAGCCCCAGUGGGUGCCUGUCACCUGGGUCUAUUAGUGCUAUUAGUGUGUGUGUGUGUGCCUCCCUACUCCUGUCUUGGGGCCCACACCAUGCUCAGCACCACCACUGUAGGGUACAGCUCCUCCAUCCCACCUACCCUAUUUUUUUUUGGGUUUUUUUUUGGGGGGGGGGGGAGGGGGAGGGAAGAGACCAGGGAUAUGGGACAGCCCCCCUGCCCUGUGCUGACACAGCUAACUCACUGCCAAAAGCUGCCCACACUUUAUCCCAUGAGACUGUGCCACCAUGUAGUCCUUGCCCUUGCCUCAGUUUCUCCAUGCAGGAACCUGCCCUAGGAUGAAGUGUCUGUAUCCCAGUAACACCAGCAGAUCCCUAUCCUGUAACUGGCCUGCAAUUAACGAUGUAAUUAAUAAUCUCCACAGGGGAGCUGCCCUGGUGUGAACCCAGGGGACAGGGACAGAGGGUCUCAGACACAUGCAUGUGAAUACAUGGGCAGGCCUAGCCUGGUGGCUCUGUAUUGCUUCUUCCCUGUCCUCUUUGUCCCCUUUGCCCAUGCCUGCAGGGACACACUGAGGUCCCCAUACCCCCUGCCCCAGGUUGUUCCUUUGUGGUACUUUGCUGCUAUUUUAUUAUUAAAGAGAAAGAAGAGAAUAACAGUAA
This is a messenger RNA of Coturnix japonica (Japanese quail), 3192 nucleotides long. It is a transcript of the gene MPP2, whose product is annotated as MAGUK p55 scaffold protein 2. Lineage: Eukaryota; Metazoa; Chordata; Aves; Galliformes; Phasianidae. The record is from RefSeq and is a predicted model, not a curated record. Gene Ontology annotation, molecular function: protein binding.